This is a messenger RNA of Sphaeroforma arctica JP610, 2847 nucleotides long. RefSeq lists its product as hypothetical. Bases 113 to 1945 code for a protein of 610 amino acids. The transcript is spliced from 11 exons. Gene Ontology annotation, molecular function: transmembrane transporter activity. The record is from RefSeq and is a predicted model, not a curated record. Gene Ontology annotation, cellular component: membrane. Lineage: Eukaryota; Ichthyosporea; Ichthyophonida. Gene Ontology annotation, biological process: transmembrane transport.
CUGCGACAAGAGUGAAGAUGAGCAAGUCAGGGGCACUCAUCCAACACAUUCGCCUGCAACUAAAUAGGAGAGAAUCGAGUUGGUGAAUCAACGUGCCGGCGAAACGAGAGUCAUGGCGAGCUUAGAGACUGAAUCUUUACUUCCAGCUUAUAUCCAUGCGGAUUCAAGUGCGGAAGCUAAUAAUGAUUCGGAACUGCUGACUGCCCUGACGGGCUCAGCGCAAUCACUUCCCGUAAAGGAGAGGGCUCUUGUGUGUGCUUUGUUUGUAGUUAUACAAUGUUUGCUUAAUUAUGACUCUGGUGCCAUAGCCGCUGCUCUAGAUCGGUUGGCAUCUCCAGAAUAUUUUGAUAUGACUCUUACGGAGUCUGGGCUGCUGAGCUCACUGAUGUAUCUGGGACUCUCUGUGGCAUCUUUGAUUUCAGCUCCAACCUUACACUACGUCCAGUCGAAGCACGCGCUUGCGGCAAGCUUGCUUCUGAAUGUAUCGUCGAAUGCGCUGUUUGCGUGGUCACCGUCCAAGAACGCGCUUCUGCUGUCACGGUUUCUGGUGGGGUGUUCACAGGCCGUGUUAGUGGUGUACACCCCUAUAUGGGUUGAUGAGUUCGCCCCACCCGAUAGGUGCACACAGUGGAUGUCGUUGAUGCAGGCCGGUGUCCCUCUCGGAGUUAUGCAGGGGUAUCUCGUGUCAGGUCUAAUGACGGCGUAUAUGCCACAUAUCGACCCACGUUAUCCGUUCAGGAUACAGGUCGUGCUGCUUACACCCUGUGUUUUUCUUCUGAUGCUCGUGCCCAAACAAUAUCUCAAAAUAUUCGUCACAGACGAAGCGGAGGAGUUGGACAGGCACGGCCCACUCGCUAACAGUGAGUCGGAUAUCUCGCUAUCGCGGUCUAUGCGUACUGACGCCAUCGACGUGUGGCCCUCAAAGCGGCACGAAUCGGUCUCGGCGCUCACGCAUCUGGGGCGUCUGGCAUCGUCGGGUGUUUACAUGUGCACGGUGCUGGCGCUAACAGCUCUGUACUUUGUGGUGACUGGCAUUCAGCUAUGGGUUACCACUUACCUGAUGAAGUACAUUCUUCCUAUGUACGGUGGCUUCACCAAGAGUCAGGUGGUGUAUGCGUUCGCCGGGACCUCGGCAUCGGCACCGAUACUCGGUGUGCUGUGUGGGGGUUGGUUGACUGAUAGGAUAGGCGGCUACCGAGGGCUCAAGGGCGUUCGCGAUGCUGCGAGGCUGGCGUCGAUGUUUGCCAUUCUGGCAGUGGUGUGCGCUGUGCCAUGCAUCUUUGCCACCACAAUCCACAUGAUCAUUGCACUCAUCUGGGGGCUGCUCUUCUUUGGAGGGGCCAUCCUUCCCCCCGCGGUGGGGAUUAUCAUCUCAUGCGUGCCUCGAGAAACUCGCUCAUUCAGCUCCGCGGGCUCCAAUCUGUUCUACAAUUGGCUGGGGUAUUUCGCCGGUCCCACGCUGUCCGGUAUUGUGUCGGACUACUACGGUGGUGUGCAGUGGGGCAUGUGGCUGAUCCUGCUAUGGUCUGUCUGGGGCGGACUCUUCAUGUUUGCAUCUUGGGCGUUUGCGUCAAGGAACUACAAAACGUAUCUGAAGCGCAAGGCAGCUCAAAGUACUUCAUACGACGAGUUUGACCUUCUACCCACCCGAGAAGAAGUUGAGUACGAGAUGGCUAGAGAACGGAGGCUGUCGAUUCUCUACCCAAUCCCCACGUAUCAUCGACAAACGUCUAUGGAACAAGCGCACCACACAGGCUCUGACUUGAGGAUAAGGCGCAGCUGUGCUCAGAGUGGCAGAAGCAAUAACAGAGAUGUCCGAGAGGUUCUGCCCGAGCAUGAAAAUCUCUUGUCAUCGGCGUCCAUGCCAGUUGGUGGCCACGGUCUCGACGAUAUAUCCGGUCGUCAGGAGCCUACUUUAGAAUUGUCGCAGAGCCUUUUAAUAUGAUUAGUGACUUGGGAAUACGCUUGCCUGAGAUCAUCUAUGGUAAGCGAGCAAUCUUUCGCUUGAUGGGCGGGUGGAAUUAACAUCUGGGCUGUCUAUGAUUUUCCACAGCAAUAACGUGAAAAUGGUGUAAGUUGAUUCCAUGCAGAUUUAGUACACCACGCGGCAUGCUAUGGUCUCUGAUCACUGAGAGCUGGCCACCUACUGAUUACCGGUGAUGCAGCAGCGACUUAGUUGUUGUGUAGUUCGCAUCGCGCCUGCCGACAAUCGCAUUAAGCUGUCGUGCUAGAAAAGGGAGUUAAUACUACACCUACCGUCACGCCAAUAUGUGCUUUGACCUUAAGGCGGCCAUAUGUUGUAGUACAACUAAUACGAUAAGCCUAAAUAGCAUUAUUGUCGGGGCCUCGAGUUAAAUAUGGUUGUAAUGCCAUACACCACACAAACUAUCGACAGAUGAAGGUCGAGAAUUUCAAUCGCAUGACACCACAGAUAGUCCAUAUAUAACAUUGGAAUAGUCUGCAUUCGUCAUGAACAAGAACAAUGCGAACGCAUUAUGAUCACAUAGUAGCGAGUUGCUUCGCAAUCCGGACGAGUGCUGUCCGAUUGUCUCGGAUUACAAUCCGAUCGAUUCGAAAGUCAUGAUAUUUCGUCGCAGGAAACCGCUGACGGGUGUGUCUCUGUCGUACGGUGUAGACGCCAUGUGUCUGAAUGCACGUCCGAAACUAGACGUGCUGGCCCAGCCUGCUUGCAGCAACUACAAGCUAGUGGAUGUUAUCUCAACCCUCAGGAUGAUUUACCGAAUAUAGUUGAAAAAUUGCAAAGUAUAUGUAGUACCUGCGAUUCAUGACAUUCAUGUAUCGCCGCUUAUGGAUUACGGCCAAUAAAUGUGGGAAGCUAUCGAGAAA